AUGUCAUUAUCAAAUAAAUUAUCAGUUAAAGAUUUAGAUCUUACUGGAAAAAGAGUAUUUAUUAGAGUUGAUUUUAAUGUACCAUUAGAUGGUAAAACUAUUACAAAUAAUCAAAGAAUUGUUGCAGCAUUACCAACUAUUAAAUAUGUUGAAGAACAAAAACCAAAAGCUAUCAUAUUAGCUUCUCAUUUAGGUAGACCAAAUGGUGAAAAAAAUGAUAAAUAUUCCUUAAAACCAGUUGCAACUGAAUUAGAAAAAUUAUUAGGUAAAAAAGUUAAUUUCUUAAAUGAUUGUGUUGGACCAGAAGUUGAAAAAGAAGUUAAUUCUGCAAAAGAUGGUGAAAUCUUUUUAUUAGAGAAUUUACGUUUCCAUAUUGAAGAAGAAGGAUCAUCAAAAGAUAAAGAUGGUAAAAAGACAAAAGCUGAUCCAGAAGCUGUUAAAAAAUUUAGAAGUGAAUUAAGUUCAUUAGCUGAUGUAUAUAUUAAUGAUGCUUUUGGUACUGCUCAUAGAGCUCAUUCAUCAAUGGUUGGUAUUGAUGUUCCACAAAAGGCUGCUGGUUUUUUAAUGUCAAAAGAAUUAGAAUAUUUUGCAAAAGCUUUAGAAAAUCCAAAAAGACCAUUUUUAGCUAUAUUAGGUGGUGCCAAAGUUUCAGAUAAAAUUAAAUUAAUUGAUAAUUUAUUAGAUAAAGUUGAUUUAUUAAUUAUUGGUGGUGGUAUGGCUUUUACUUUUAAAAAAGUAUUAGAUAAUAUGCCAAUUGGUAAUUCACUUUAUGAUGAAGAUGGAGCAAAAGAUGUUAAAGAUUUAGUUGCAAAAGCUAAAAAAAAUAAUGUUGAAAUUAUUUUACCAGUUGAUUUUAUAACUGGUGAUAAAUUUGAUAAAGAUGCUAAAGUUGGUGAAGCAGAUGAUAAAGAAGGUAUUCCAGAAAAUUGGAUGGGUCUUGAUUGUGGUCCAAAAUCAAGAAAAUUAUUUGAUGAUGCUGUUGCAAAAGCUAAAACUAUUGUUUGGAAUGGUCCACCAGGUGUUUUUGAAUUUGAUAAUUUUGCAGGUGGUACUAAAAAUUUAUUAGAUGCUGCUGUAAAAUCUGCUGAAAAUGGUAAUAUUGUUAUAAUUGGUGGUGGUGAUACUGCUACUGUUGCUAAAAAAUAUGGUGUUGUUGAUAAAUUAUCACAUGUUUCUACUGGUGGUGGUGCAUCUUUGGAAUUAUUAGAAGGUAAAGAAUUACCAGGUGUUGCUGCUCUUUCUAAUAAAAAUUAA
Lodderomyces jiufengensis is the source of this 1254-nucleotide messenger RNA. RefSeq names its product phosphoglycerate kinase (gene PGK1). The transcript has a single exon. Gene Ontology annotation, biological process: gluconeogenesis; glycolytic process. NCBI's taxonomy places the organism in Eukaryota, Fungi, Ascomycota, Pichiomycetes, Serinales, Debaryomycetaceae. The record is from RefSeq and is a predicted model, not a curated record. Bases 1 to 1254 code for a protein of 417 amino acids. Gene Ontology annotation, molecular function: ADP binding; phosphoglycerate kinase activity; ATP binding. Gene Ontology annotation, cellular component: cytosol.